Messenger RNA from Eimeria tenella, 1422 nucleotides. RefSeq lists its product as uncharacterized. The transcript has a single exon. Lineage: Eukaryota; Apicomplexa; Conoidasida; Eucoccidiorida; Eimeriidae. The coding region runs from base 1 to 1422 and encodes 473 amino acids. The record is from RefSeq and is a predicted model, not a curated record.
AUGCGGUUUUUGGCGCUGCUGUGCGUCUUUUUGCUGCUGCUGAGCGGCGCGUCCGCGCGGGGGCGGCAGCGGCCGUCCCCCAGCAGCAGCAGCAGCAGCAGCAGCAGCAGCAGCGGCAGCAGCAGCAGCAGCAGCAGCAUCAGCAAGGAGGACCCUGUGCUGCAACGCCUGGCGGAAGUGUUUGCUGCUGCGCUGCAGAAGAACCCACAGCUGUCGCUGGGCGAGCUGCCCGGGGGGGCCCCCGAGGGGGCCCCCCUGCAGCAGCGGGCGCUGCAGCUAGCUGAGGCUGUGCUGCAGCUGGGGGGCGCCGAGCUGGCGCGGCGGCUGGGGGUGGACAGCUCGCUGUACAAAGAAGUUGCUGCUGCGCUGCAGCAGCAGCAGCAGGAAGGCAGCAGCGAGCUGCUGGGUUCGUUUUUGCGGCGGGCGUUUCGGUGGCUGCUGCAGAAGCUGCCGCAGAAGAGCUCGUGCGCUGCAGUGAAGCAGCAGCAGCAGCAGCCGGAGGCGCGGCUGGGCCACAGCCCGCUGCGCCGCUUCGGCUACCCCGUCUUUGCUGCUGCCAGCCAAACUGUGCUGCUGCAGUCCCGCCUGCCGCUCAACCUCUUGAACAACUUUCCCAUUCCAAUUACUGUUGGCGCUGAAGACUACUGGAUCCAGGGGAGGCCCCGGAGGGUCCGGGAGUUCCUGGAGUGCUUCGGAGACUACGAAGCAAAGGCCGAGACUUUGUUCCCCGACGGCCACUGGCGGGUGAGCGCCCCCGAGGAGCUGCAGCACAGCAGCAGCAGCAGCAGCAGCAGCAGCGGGAAGUGGGGGCGGCCGCUGUACCUGCAGGUGCAGGGCACCAGCCACGUGGGGGAGGUGGCCGAGCUGCUGGGGCGCGCGGCGCUGGACAGAGUUUUGAAGAGUUUUGAUUUGCUGCUGCACCGAAAAACAAAUUUGAAAGCUUUAGUUGAAGAAGCUCUCGACCCUGACGGCAGUCCCCAGGACUUGCUGCUGGACCGCCUCUCCGGGCUCGCCAACGCGCUGCCCGCGGGCUCCCCCGGCCCCAGCAGCAGCAGCAGCAGCAGCAGCAGCAGAAGCGCAGCAGAUGGCAUUGAGGCCAUUCUCGCGCUCAGCAAGUACAGCCGCCUCCCCGGCAAGGCCUUCGUGGAGCUGCUGCAGCAGCUGGCGGGGGCGGAGACUCUGCAGGAGAAGAUCGAAGUGUUUACCCAGGCGCUGCAGCAGCAGGAAGCAGACGAGGAGCAGCAGCAGCACGGCUGGACCCACCCCGAAGCAGUGCAGCAGCAAAAACGCAUCCUGCUGGUCCUCACGGCCUACCCAAAGCCAGACUCUUCUGUCCGCGCCACUUACCGAAUGCCUUCUGCUGUUGUCUCGCUGCAGCAAAUUGCGGACGCCCUCGACCUCAUCGACUUCGAGUACAAAUAG